Pantherophis guttatus is the source of this 2209-nucleotide messenger RNA. The record is from RefSeq and is a predicted model, not a curated record. Lineage: Eukaryota; Metazoa; Chordata; Lepidosauria; Squamata; Colubridae.
CUUGUCUGUCACCAGAAAUUUAAUCAAGAUGUUCUGUCCCCAUCUCACACACGCACACCAGCAGUCGACCAAGAGUUAAAAUAAACCAGCAGACAAGAAUUUCCUUUGAUAACAGAAUUGGCAGCAACCCAGUGGUUGCUUGCCAACAGUCUUUACUUACAAAGGGAGGUUUAUCUCCUCCGACCAAAAAUAUCAAAGUCCACAAAAGCCAAAGAAUAGUCAAGUCCAGUCCAAAAAAUCAGUCCAAGCAGAGCAUAUAACAAAGUUCCAGAAAUGCAGAAUGACUUGCUAGCUUUCAGUUUUGUCCGUCACAAAGCCUGAAUGGCCACCACACCCCCUUUUAUCCCCUGUGGGGUGUGGUCCAGUGACUCAGCUUAAUCUCUGGCACACCUCCUUCUCUGCUGCGCACGCUUGUCUUUCCGACGCUGUCAAGGAGCCAGCCAAGACUUAUCUCCGUUGCAGUCUAACUGCGGCUGCUCGGAAAUGCCUGGCUCCUGGCCUAUCUCUUCUCCUUCGGAAGACACCUGACGCAUUGCCAGAAAGGAGGGUCCUGGAGAGGGAGGCCUUGCCAACUCCUCUCCUUCACUUUUGAAGUCUUCUCUCUCCGAUAAGACGGGCUCGGGGGUCAGAGUCACAACAGGAACAAAGGAAGGAUGGCUUCCAUUUAGAAGAUGGGGAGGUUGGCCAGAUUAAUGGCUUUGGCAGGCAGUAUCCACCCCACGCGCCGUAGUUUGAGGACCCCUGGUAUAUAUCAAGCUCAAGAUAAACGAAAAGCCCUAGAGGAAACCAUGACUUUCACAGUUCAGUCAUUAGCCAGCGUGACCUAUCAAAUCAAUAACCUAGCCAGAAACAUCCUCAAAAUAUUUGAUUUGCAGACUACCCAUCUCCAACAAGUGGAAGCCAACGUUUGUUCCAUUGAACAGGUGAUAGAAAUGCAUAAGGAGAAAGUGUCCCGUCGUGAAAUUGGGACGCUUACUGUUUGCAAGACAUUUCCUCCCUAUCAGAAAAUCAUUUACCCAAAGAAACUUGAGCCUUUGCAGCCCUAUUACAGGAAACCACUGGACUUCAGCACUCUGGAUGACAUUGGCCAUGGGAUCAAGGAUCAAAGCACACAGCUGGCCAAAACGGGGACUCUAUCAAGGCGAUCAAUCAAGUCCUCGGCUGGGCUGUCACCUGGAACCCUUGGAAGGAGCCAGAAGGUCCUAGAAGCAAUUCCACCACCGCUCAUCCCUGAAGGCCAACUCUCAUCAGCUUCAUCUUUGUCGUCCAUAAGUAACCUUCCAGAAGCUUUGAACAUCACAAGUAUGAAAGUGCCUUCUGAACCAGAUCCACCACCACCACCACAGGAAGCAGAUGAUUUUCUUCUCCCUUCUCAAACAGAUUUUUUGCCACCUCCUCCUGUUCAAGCAGAAGAUGUUCUUCCUCUGCCUUACCCUGAGACAGAUCUUGAUUUUCCAACUUUUCCUCUACCACCAUCCCUGGACAAUUCCAACUGUGGUCACCUGAAGCCACCUCUUCUGCCACCUCCACCACCCCCAAAGAAAUUCUCGUGGGCUCCAGACACCUAUCUGGAGAAAGUUGUGACUCUUUACCCUUAUGUUCAGAAGAAGGAGGAUGAACUCUCAUUCACAGAAGGGGUCAUUAUUUACGUGACACAGAAAUACUCAAAUGGCUGGUGUAAGGGUGUGACGAGUGAUGCAGAAGGGUUGUUCCCAGGGAACUACACUGAACCUUUGCAAUGAAUGAGGCAGAAUGAAACAGGAAAAAAGACAGGAUCCUAGCACAAGUUUUAUGGAGAGCAUGGAGUAGUCCCACAGGGAGAUAGGCUGCAAAUAAAUUUAACGAAUAAAUUUAUGUAUAUCCUAGUUUAAGUUGCCAGGAAAUCAGUAUUUCCCUGACUUACUUAAGCUUGGCUAAAAUCAAGCUAGUGAAAGGAAGGUGUCAAGAGUACUUUGGAAAUUUUCCUAAAUCCAUUGCAAUAUAAACACAGGAUUUAUGGUUCCUCUUUCUCUGUAGUGCUUCACAAAGCCUAAAAUCUUGCCCAGCAGUUAAUAAAGAGCCCAUCAGGGCUAAUUUCUAUCCUUACAAAAACAGUGAUUGAUUAGAAUUCUGAGGUUGGGUUUGCCCAUGUUUGACAAAUGUGAUAAAUAAAUGAAUCUAGCAACAAAUGUCUACUAUUAUAUAGAAAAUAAACAUGCAAUAAAAUAUC